AUGACACGAUGGACUUCGAAAACCGCCCCGAAUUCACUGCAUUCAGAGAGAGUGGCAUUGAGCGUCGUACACUACGCUUCCAAUCGAUUAAAUUACGGCGUUGCAGUUGGUUUGGAAAUGUCAGCUGCAGUACAUAUUGGUGAACUUCCAUUUUUAAAGAUGGUUUUACAUGCUGCCAAACAUCCAGAGAGUUCCGUUAAUGGCAUUCUUUUAAGUGAUCAAAAUCAUGAUUCACAAAUAAUCAUUACUGACUAUAUUCCGUUAUUUCACAGUGUCAUAAAUUUGACACCAAUGCUAGAAACAGCUUUGUAUCAUGUAGACUCAUAUUGUGCAGCUAAAGGUCUUCAAAUAUGUGGUUAUUUCCAAGCAAAUGAACAUAUUAAUUGCAAUACCCCAACAAGUAUUGCAUGUAAAAUUGGUGAAAAGUUAAUUGAAAAAUGUGGUAAUGUUUGUUUAUUAACUUUUAAAAAUGAUACUUUGCAUCGGUUAACUGGAAAUUAUUUUACAGUAUUUUGUAAAUUAGAUUGGAAGUGGAAUGAAACAAAGUACACAUUUAAUUCAAAUGUUAAUAAAAAAUUAAAAGAAAUUCUACACUUGAAAUUUCAUCGUCAAAUUGUUGAUUUUGAUGAUCAUUUGAAUGAUGUUAAUUGUGAUUUUCUUAAUUUACAAUUAUCGAAAUCAUUAUGUGUAUAAAUUGAUUUUUAUGUAAAGUUUUUAAUUCUUUUUCUAAACAACAACAAUAUCUAACUGUUAUCUUUUUCUUAUUUGUUAAUAAAGUUCUAGAUAUUUGCUAAAUAAUAUUUCUAUAAAAUAAUAAUGUAUAGCUAGAUAUGA
Schistosoma spindalis is the source of this 834-nucleotide messenger RNA. Lineage: Eukaryota; Metazoa; Platyhelminthes; Trematoda; Strigeidida; Schistosomatidae. The record is from the annotation of a GenBank genome assembly.